AUGUAUAGCAAUUUGUUUUCCAAUCAUUCAUCGACGUCAAAAUAUCGGUUCUAUUAUGCAGACCCAAGUCAUAAGUGGACGUGCAAUCUCAGAUGUCUCCCUUGCAGAGGCCACGACGUCGACGGAUCACCUUGUCACAAGAUUAGCUGCCUUGGUGUUCCCUUCUGCGACAAGCACCUAGCUCUGAUCCAGCACUUGCGUAUCCAAGGCUCUGACCCGAGUCGUAUGCGGUUGUUCGCGAUUCGCCCUCCACCAGAAAUUAGCGGCUUUAUCGAUCGAUUCGACUUUGACUCUGGGCCUGUGUUCGAACAGGGGCAGGUCAUCAUUCAAUUCGAGGGAGAAGUCAUCAACCAUGACCAGAUGGUCCAACGCUACGGAGAGACUCUAGUCGGACCGUACACAGUUCAAGCGUCCGACUCUGGAGAUCGAUUUAUUGACGCAGCAUGCCAGCGAGGCGUUGCCGCGAUCGCACGGACAACCGCCCAAGAAGAACGCGCAAAUGCGGAACUGGGGCAUGGCUCUGAAGGAGCCGUCCUGCGAGCAACGAGGCCGAUCAUGAAUAAAGAAGAGAUCGUCGUCUUCACCAUCUACCCCCUCCAUGCGGAAGUCAAUGAUAUCAGAUACGCGACAAAGGAUAAUCCCAGCUUCGACGAAGAUGCUUUCAAGCGGCAGGAGAAGCGAGCUGAAUAUGAACGCGACCCGAUGAAAUAUCUGCUCUCGCAAUCGAAAUCGAAAUCGCGGAGAAAGCGAGACGACGAUGAUGAUGACUAUGACUUCGAAGAAGACGAUGAUGAUGCCGAUUUCUGGAAAGAUAUCUUUUCGAGCAAAACGAGGAAGAAAUCGGCAAGUCGGUCUUCCAAGAAGAAGGGAAAUAUGCUUUAUACUCCUGGUCACGGAUUUAUACAAGGAAUUACAAUCACCCCGGAGUCAUUGGGAAUCACUAAGAAGAAACGGAAGAAGGCUAAUGACGAUUGGGACGACUGGGAUGAUGACUGGGAUGACGAUGAUGACGAGGAAGAUAAGCCACGUAAAAAACGAAAGAGCAAGAAAUCAAAAAAACGGAAGAGCUCCAAAAAAUCUAAGAAGACCAGCCUGGAGGACUUCUUCUCGUUCUAG
Polychytrium aggregatum is the source of this 1116-nucleotide messenger RNA. RefSeq lists its product as uncharacterized. The transcript has a single exon. The record is from RefSeq and is a predicted model, not a curated record. NCBI's taxonomy places the organism in Eukaryota, Fungi, Chytridiomycota, Chytridiomycetes, Polychytriales. The coding region runs from base 1 to 1116 and encodes 371 amino acids.